UUAAAAUAAAAAAAGAUGGUCUUGUCAAAUCGUCUAUUGAGAGUUUCAGGUGAUGAUACAAGGCAGUUAAUCUUCAGGUGUUUCUUUCUGUUGCAGGGUGGGAACAACGCAGGCCAUACUGUCGUCGUUGAUGGGAAAGAAUAUGAUUUUCACCUAUUUCCUAGUGGCAUCAUUAAUCCAAAGGCAAUUUCUUUUAUUGGUAAUGGAGUGGUUAUACAUUUACCAGGCCUGUUUGAAGAAGCUGAAAAGAAUGAAAAGAAAGGUUUAAAAGAUUGGGAGAAAAGACUGAUUAUAUCAGAUAGAGCACAUAUAGUGUUUGACUUUCACCAGGCAGUAGAUGGGCUCCAGGAAGUGCAGCGUCAAGCACAAGAAGGCAAAAAUAUUGGCACAACGAAGAAGGGGAUUGGACCAACAUAUUCAUCCAAAGCUGCACGAACAGGCCUUCGGAUUUGUGACCUCCUUUCUGACUUUGAUGAAUUUUCUUCAAGAUUUAAAAAUCUGGCACAGCAAUACAAGUCAAUGUUUCCCACGUUGGAAAUUGAUACAGAAGGACAACUGAAAAAACUAAAGGGAUAUGCUGAAAAAAUAAGACCCAUGGUUCGAGAUGGUGUGUAUUUUAUGUAUGAAGCUCUUCAUGGCUCUCCAAAGAAGAUCCUUGUUGAAGGAGCCAAUGCAGCGUUACUUGAUAUUGACUUUGGCACGUAUCCCUUCGUGACCUCGUCGAACUGCACCGUGGGCGGUGUGUGCACCGGGCUUGGUGUCCCUCCCCAGCACGUGGGUGAUGUGUAUGGAGUGGUGAAGGCCUACACCACUCGGGUGGGAAUUGGAGCCUUCCCCACCGAGCAGAUUAAUGAAAUUGGAGAUCUUUUACAGUCCCGUGGCCACGAGUGGGGAGUAACUACAGGCAGAAAGAGACGCUGUGGCUGGUUAGAUCUUGUCAUUUUGAAAUAUGCUCAUAUGAUCAACGGAUUCACUGCUUUGGCAUUAACAAAACUGGAUAUUCUCGAUGUCCUUGAUGAAAUUAAAAUUGGUGUUGCCUACAAAUUGGGUGGAAAAAGAAUUCCAUAUUUUCCAGCUAAUCAGGAGAUACUACAGAAAGUGGAAGUAGAAUAUGAAACAAUGCCUGGGUGGAAGACGGACACAACUGGAGCACGAAAAUGGGAGGACCUCCCACCCAAGGCCCAGAAUUACAUCCGUUGUGUGGAAAACCAUGUUGGCGUGCCAGUUAAAUGGGUUGGAGUUGGGAAAUCAAGAGAGUCGAUGAUCCAGCUGUUCUAAACAAAUGAAGAACUCCAGUGAUGAGAAGCACAACGUGGCGUUCAUCAGUCCCUUACUGCUUCCCUCUUUAAAUGGAAAUGCUAUUUAAAACAAACAUAUUCUUCUAGGAAUUGAAUAGAAACACAACAUAUAUUCUGUAUUGUAACAUUGUAUUUAUCUUUAAGUUCUCAGUAAAUUCAGUGUAAAAUCUCCUUGUUGGCCAUCUUUUAAAAAAGUCCAAAAAGUAUUCCUAACAAAAUAAGGAAAGUUUUUUUUACAUUUGAUCCAUGUUACUAUUUGGAAGUACUUUAUACCUAUAUAGAGUUACUUCUUGCUGAAACCAGUAUUAAGCCUUUUCCAGUAGCUACUGGUUAACUUUAGAAUUGUGAAACUUGGAUUUGUUCUUCAACUUCAAAUGUUAAAAUGUCUGUAUAUCUGGGUUGGCAGUACUAAGAUAGGUACCAUGCACUGAAAUUGGUUGAAUUAUAAAGAUUUUCAGUUUCUAAAAUACAGCAAAGUUAGGUAGGUAUUUUUGACUGCACAAAGCAAAGCAAACACAAUUAUCUAUAAUUUUUAUAUAAUUACUUUUAAUGACCUAUUGAAAUGAAUGGAAAGCAGCUAAAAUAUAUUUCUUAUAAAGCCUAUUGUAGGAACUGAGAUAACAUCUGUAGCGGGGCCAAACUGGAGAAAGCUGACCUGUCUAAUAAUGCUUUGAACUAUCCUGUGUACUAACAGCCUGGAGACUGUCAGGUGUGCAGCCUUUAUUUUAAGCAGUAGGGGAAAGGAGUGAGUGAAGGUGGAAGGAAGAGAGUCCUCAAGUUACAAAACACACAGGGAGAGUGGAGCUGAGACAGCACCACUGCAUUUUCUCCAUGAACCUGAGACAUUUCUUCCUGCUAGUGCUGUGACUGUAGUUUCCAAAGUUUUACUGUAGUACUCUGUUGAGGAACUUGUGACUUGCAGUUCUGUAAGGCACUCACUUCCACGGCUCCUGGGUUUCCAAGAAUAAAUCAAGGCAUGACUCAAUGAUGACUGCUGCAGUAUUUACACCCCUCACUCAUUUUGACCUUCCUCAGCAAAAUGUAAUGACUAUUUAUAGAAGGGGAUGACAUGUGACAGCCAGGGUUGGGGCAUGUAGAAACCAUGGAGAGAUCCCAGAAUCUUCAAGAAUACACUUGGAUUUCUUCGUGGAUCUUCUAAUUUAUAAUGGUUAUGCAUCAAGAGCUCUCAAAAAACUCCUCUUGUAGAGGAAAAAGAAUACACUAGAGAUGGGGUUAUUCCCUAUCUGUGAAAUUUUCCACGUAAAUGUUCCUUUUCUAUUUAUGUGUAGAGCUAUGACAAUAUUUUUGUAUCAUUUCCAAGGGCUGUGGAAAUGGCAUCACAACCUCAGUAAUGCCAUUAUGCAGUGUGUGAAAAUAUCCCUUUUCGGAGAUGGUCACUCCAAGGGUGCAAACAAUUACACUCCUGGCAUUCCAGAUGGGGGAAAAGGAAAACCUGUCCGGAGAAUCUUGUGUCCUACUCAUCCCCUGUGUCUUUUCUCACUCAGUGUUGAACAGCAGAUAAUGUUCAAAGCCAUUCGUGUCAGGCAGGGCUUAAAGAAGUACCAGUACAAAGCACUAAAGGUAGCUGUGUAUGGUUGUAUUGCUGCUUUGUGAGGCAGAACUCUGACACCCUCCAGCUGCAGUGCAGUCUCUUCGUGCCCCAGUUCAUCACGGACUCUGUCCCUUUUUCUCUAACAAAAAACAAACAAACAAAAAUUAGAAAAACAUCUUCACUGCCUUUUGGAGGUCCCUGGGUUGAGCCCUGCAGUUCUUUCUCUGAAUUGAUGAGGAAGCUCUCCCCAUCAUAUUUAUGGGUAUUCUAGUGAAAGAGCAAUGAGAUUUCUGACCUUAUUUAAUGUUUGCAAAGCACUUCUGAAAGGUGCUUGGUAAGUGCUAAUUAUUACAAGCACUGUGAAGUGUUCCUCAUUUAUAUGAGGUAAUUUAAGCAUAAAGAUGCUUGGAGGUAUAGUAAUUAAGUUUUGUUUUCACAUGGCUUAACCUUGUGACAUUUGCCUUCUGAAUGAUCUAGAGCCGUUCCUUUUCUUGGCCCCAUCUUCAUCAGUGCAUUUGUGCUGGGAGGUUUCUGCUGUAUUUAAGCUUUGGUUGGUUUAUAGGCAAAGUCCACAAUGACUAAGAAGCCACUCCGUGUGCUGAAUAACUGGAUUAAAUGAUCAACUCUAAACUGAGUAUUUGGCAUAUUGAAGAUAAUAGGUUUUAUAGUUUAAUUUUCACAGGAUUACUUUCUCUUGUUCACCUAAUCUUUUUAUUUUCCAUUUUCCAUUAAGUAUCUGUUAGAUCCACAUGGCCUGUCUUUGCUUCCAAGGAUUCAUCAAAAACCCAGUGAGAUUGUCAGUGGGCAUGAUGUAAUAGUCAAUUAUCCCAUGACUGUUACUGUAAAAGUAAUAUACAUUUCAUUUCAUAGCAUGGAUAUUUUAAAUGAAAGUUCUACUCCUAUUAAAUUUCAUAUGUGUUGUCAUUGAGUUAAAUGUGAAUAAGUUCAGGCUUUUAUCAAAAAGCUCUUUAAUCUACUGAGUGACACAAUGCUUAAUAAGAACAUUUUAAUGUAGAUUUCCCUUCAUUUUGGCUGUUUCCCCAUGUAUAUUGUUUUGUACUGUUUGGAAUUUCAUUUAAUAACAAUCACUGUGUUGAAUUUAACUACUUCUUUAUCCCAAACCAAAUGCAAUAAUAAUGGCUAAAACUGGUUGAUGCAUCAUCCUGUUCAGUAUCUGGAUGGAAGAAUAAGGGUAAACAUUUACCAAAAUGCCAUAAUUUGUGAUAAAGGUUAUAGUUUUUUAAAAGUAGCAAUUACUGUUUCACACCUGCACAGUAAUGUGUUUGACAUAUUUUCUCACACUUACCCUUACGAUAUGGCCUUCUAGUCAGGUGUACACUUCCUAACACAUGCAGGAUAGGAUUUUGAAGAUUUUGUAAUUUUUUAAUUUGGCUAUAUAUGGUCUUACAGUUCUGGCAUAAUGCACUUUAUAAAAAGAAAGAAAAUUAAGCAUUUCCAUAGUAAAUGUGCAAUCUAUACUUACACUUUAUGCAGAUUUUUUUCGGAUGAUUUUUGAUCCACACCUGUUUAUUUUCUCCUUAAAAAUGUAUUAAAACAAAUUUAAAUUAACAGUG
Molecule: messenger RNA, 4424 nt
Organism: Manacus vitellinus (golden-collared manakin)
Lineage: Eukaryota; Metazoa; Chordata; Aves; Passeriformes; Pipridae
Gene: ADSS1
Product: adenylosuccinate synthase 1
Exons: 12
Coding region: 16-1278 (420 amino acids)
Biological process (GO): 'de novo' AMP biosynthetic process; IMP metabolic process
Cellular component (GO): cytoplasm
Molecular function (GO): adenylosuccinate synthase activity; nucleotide binding
Source: RefSeq, a predicted model, not a curated record